Nyctereutes procyonoides (raccoon dog) is the source of this 2223-nucleotide messenger RNA. RefSeq names its product C-type lectin domain family 10 member A-like. Gene Ontology annotation, molecular function: signaling receptor activity. NCBI's taxonomy places the organism in Eukaryota, Metazoa, Chordata, Mammalia, Carnivora, Canidae. The transcript is spliced from 11 exons. Bases 536 to 1471 code for a protein of 311 amino acids. The record is from RefSeq and is a predicted model, not a curated record.
AGAGUAGAUACACCCUGGAGGGGGAGAGCAGCAGUGAGCAGCGGAAAGAGAGUAGAUACACCCUGGAGGGGGAGAGCCGGGCUGCCCUUUAGCCAGUCCCUACAGGCCCGCAAGUCCUCCACUCUAAUUCCUCCUGAAGACGGUGAAACACCAGAUCCCAGUUCCUGCCAGGCUUGCAGAUACAGCCACCCGCAGGAACCUGGUCACGGAGGGGCCUCCCCCUGCCCGUCACCUCCAACUUGACUAUCCAGGACUUUGUGUUUCCCAAUUCUGGUCAUUGCUGCACAAGGAACCCCCAAAUCGCAGCCUUCAGACGUUCCACAGGGACAAUGUGAACCUUACCGCCAGCCCCAUUGCGAAGUGGACCGUGGACUCUGUUUCCAGCGUCAGCACCAGGGUUCAUCCUCAACGGGAGCCUCACCUCCUCCCUGGACUGCGGUCCUGACGUCCACUCCAUCCGAGUCCACCCAGCCUCCCCUUUGGCCCCAGCUCCUGCCUCCCUGUCAGCACGGACGGCCCCCAGGUUGGUCCAACCAUGUCCAUGCAGUAUGAAAAGUUCCAGCACUUGGAGAGCGAGAAGCAAAGCCAGGGAUCAAGAGACGGGCUGCCGCCUCCGGUGCCCUUUCUGCACCAGCUCUGCUCAGGCCCCCGGCCUCUCCUGUUCUCCCUGGGCCUCAGCCUCCUCCUGCUGGUCGGCAUCUGUGUGAUCGGAUCCCAGAACUCCCAGUUCCAGAGGGACCUGGCGACCCUGAGAGCAACUUUCAGCAACCUCACUUCGAACACCGUAGCCGCUGUGGCUGAGGUGCAGGCACUGAAAGCACAAGGUGGCCAUUUGCAAGAAAUGGUAACAUCUCUGAAAUCCGAGGUAGAAAACCACAAACAGGACCUGCAAGCAGCCCGAAGUUUGAACGACAAAGUGUUUUUCCUGGAGAGCAAGCUGGAGAAAGAGCAGCAGGAGCUCCAAGCAGGUCAUUCCGACACCAUCCUUCGAGUCCAGCAGCUGACCAAAGACCUGAAGGCCCUGAGUUGCCAGAUGGCCGCUCUCCAGAACAACGGCUCCCGAAAUACUUGCUGUGCCCCCAACUGGCUGGAGUACGAGGGCAGCUGCUACUGGUUCUCCCGCUCCGGGAAGACCUGGCCUGAGGCCGACAAGUACUGCCAGCUGGAGAGCGCGCACCUGGUGGUCGUCAACUCCAGGGAGGAGCAGACUUUUGUGCAGGAACAUAUAGGCUCCUCCUACACCUGGAUGGGCCUCAGUGACCCUGAAGGAAUCUGGAAAUGGGUGGAUGGGACAGAUUACGAGACCAAUUUCAAGAACUGGAAACCAGGCCAGCCGGACGACUGGCAUGGACACGGGCUGGGUGGGGGCGAGGACUGUGCCCAUUUCCACCCCGACGGCAAGUGGAAUGACGAUGCCUGCCAGAGGUCCUACCGCUGGGUGUGCGAGGCCGGCCUGGGCUCGGGCAGCUAGCACAGUCACGGGGUGCCUCAGGCCGACAGGGGGCAGCAGGAGGGGGCCUUCUCCUGAGACCCCAUGUGAGACCGCCUGGGAGAGGGAAGAGCCCAGGGAGGUUGGGGCGUUGCCACCAUUGUGAAUGUUUUUCUCCUUGGUGUUCAGAAGACUGUCUCUAGAGUCCCCACAGUGUUUGGUUUUUGUUAACUUUAGCUGCGCUGAGGUCUAAUUGACAUACAAAAUUGUGAGAUACGUGAAGUGUACGUCAUUGCAAUUUGAUGUACGUAUAUACUGUGAAGAGGUGCUCCAUCCCAUUAAUAACCUCACAUAUUUAUCCCAUGCAUGUGAGAGAGAGAGGGAGAGAGAGAACAUGUAAGUUAAGCUCUCUUGGUAAAUUCCAAUUUAUACAAUAGUGUUAAUGACUGUCGUCACCAUGAGAUCCUCAGACCUUAGGCAGCUGAGAGAUUUACCAACCGCCUUCUGAUUUCCCCACUCCCCAGCCCCACCACUCUACUCUCUGUUUCUACGAAUUUAAUUCCCCCCCAAUUCCAAAUAUAUAAAUGGUACCAUGUAGUAUUUGUCUUUCUCUGGCUUGUUCAUUUGGCAUAAAGCCCUCAAGAUCAAUCCCUAUUGUUGCAAAUGGUAGCAUUUCCUUCACCAUGUCUUUAUCCAUGCAUCUGUCGGGGGACAUUUUGGUUGUUUCCAAAUCUUGGUUGUCGUUAAAUAAAUGCUACAACGAAUAUGGAAGGGCAGAUACCUCUUUGAGUCUC